Molecule: messenger RNA, 1434 nt
Organism: Paramecium tetraurelia
Lineage: Eukaryota; Ciliophora; Oligohymenophorea; Peniculida; Parameciidae
Exons: 4
Source: RefSeq, a predicted model, not a curated record
AUGCUAAGAAAUGAUUAAUAUAACAUUGUAUUACCACCUUGUUACAUAACCAUCUAUAUUGUUUGCCACCUACUAUUCUAUAAUAAAUGUUUCUAAUUUGCUUUAUUUGAUGAUUGCAAUCUAGCCACACUCUAUGGUGGAUAACAUCAAUUGGAAACAGUUUCUAAGUGGAUUUCCAAGAAUCAAUUCACAAUUUAUAUUGGAGAUGAAAAAUUGAUUGAAGUUAUACUUGGAAAGGCAAUUACAGUUGCUAAAAUUGAAGAGGAUUAGGAAGAAUAGGAAUAAGAAGAUAGAGUCAUUUAAUAAACUAAUAAUGCAUUGCCCAAUUUGUUUUACUAUUUUUAUUCAGACUUUACUUAAUAAUAGAUAGUCCUUUACAUCACUUUGAAACUUAACCUUGUCUAAGGAAAGACACUUAUUAUAGUUUAAAAUUUGUUUGAGAUUUACUAUUUGCAAUUACUUUUUUAAAGAUGUAAUAUCGAAAGAUAUCAAAUUUAUAACCAUGAAAACCCAAAAAGACUUAAAUAUUAUACAUUGUCAACUUUCAAUACUGGAGUUAUCUAAAUACUUGUAGCUACUGCCAAUGUCUUCUUAGAUCUGGAAAAUGAAUUCUUUGAAAGAAGCAAGUAACAAACUAAAAAAUCCAAAUAACCUUAUACUCUAAAGAAGUUAGAUAAUAUCAUUUUGUAUAAUUUAUUGCCAAAUGAAUUACCAGAUUAAAUAUUAAAAUCUGUGAGCAAUACUGUAUGUAUAGCUUCAAAUAAUGAAUAAAAUGUUGAAACAGUUAUGUAGUUUGUAAACACUGAGUAUAAUAAUAUUAAUUGCAAAGAAUAUCCUAUAAAAUAAAAUGAAAUUGAGGCAUUCCGUUAUCGUAUAGAAGAUACAACCAAAAAUAUAUCUAAAUAUUAAGUUAAAAUGGCUGAGCAAAUCGAUUUCAAAAAGAAGAUGAUCAAAUCACCAGAUCUAGUGGAGUACUUUUAAUAGAAUUAGAAAGAAAAAGAAUUGUUGUAAGAUCAAAUCGUAUAAUUAAAGAAGAAGUUAAAUAGAUCAGCAAUAUAAUUGCCAUAAGGUCCUGUAUCUGAAUAUUUGUUACCAGAAUUCAUCAAGAAGUAAAGGAAGAUGCAGGGAGAUUAAUCGAAGGUCAAAGUGCUUGUGAGAGUUCAUGAUUAAAUUACUGAUAAAUUGAUAAGGAAAAGAAGAUUGUUGAAUGAUGAAUAGAAUAACAAUAUGUUGCCUGAGUAAGAAGAGAAACCUAGAACAAAGAAGCCUGAGAAUUAAUAUGUGACAAUCAAUCAAGAAGACGAGGAUCCUGAAUUAGUUGAUUCAUCUCGUCUUAGACCCAUAAGUGGUAAGAAAACUUGGAAGUUGAAACAUGGAUUCAAAUUGAAAAAGAGAAACAAGAGAUUGGAAAGGAAAGGAGUCUUCACUACCUGA